CGCGGGAGCUCAGGCAGCGAGCUUAGAUCCUCAGGUUGAAUUUCUUCUUGCUCUGGUUCUUCUUCAAUUGUGGGAAGAUUAUUCAAUUUUUCAGGAGGAGUCCAACCCACUUCCUUAUUAAUUAUUGCUGGAGAUUCCUGUGGCUUUCCUAAGCCUUCUUUUUCAGGGGACCAUGGUUCUACAGCGUCUUCUUCACUUAUUGUUGGUAAUUCAUGCGACUCAUUAUCUUCAAGAGUGUCCAUUGAAUUAGGUACAGGCCCUUCUAAGGGGGGAGUCAAAGGCUCUUCAUCUUCAUCAAUAACUCCUGGAAAUUCCUGAAUCUUUCCUUUAGAAGAUUCUACAUGCUCCUCAGUGACUUUUUGUUCAAUUUCCUCAUGAGGUUCAAUAUUUUUUUCAUCUUCGUGUGUCGUAGACUCUUGAACAUUUUCCAAUAUUUCUUCAGAAGUCUCUUCAGGCGUUUCAGUGACUUCUUGUUCAUGUUCGUCGUCGGCAUUUUCAUCUUCUACAAUUGUCGUAGUAUCUUCAUCCUUUUCUUGGGCAGAAGUUUCUUCAGGCGUUUCAGUGUCCUUUUCAUUUAUUGUUUCAUGUUCCUCACGGGAUUCAAUAUUUUCAUCUUCUUCUAUGAUUGUAGAAUUAUCUUCAUCCUUUUCUUGCGUAUUUUCAUCAUUUUCUUCAGGAGUGUCAGCGACUGCUUGCUCAUGUUCCUCAUGAGGUUCAAUAUUUUCACCUUCUACUAUAGUCGAAGGAUCUUCAUCCUUUUCUUGCGUAUCUUCAGAUUGCUCUUCAGCCAUUUCAUCGGUUGAUUCAGCUUUAUCCUCAAUAUUUUCCUCUUCAUGUGUAGAAGGCUCUUUAGCAUUUUCUUGCGUAUCUUCAGAUGUUCCUUGAGGUUCUUCAAAGUCUUCUUGUUCAUGUUCUUCGUCAGCAUUUUCUUUUUCUGCAUGUGCUGAAGGUUCUUCAUCCUCUUCAUACUUAUUUUCAGAUGGCUCCUCAGCGACUUUAUCUAUUGACCCAGCUUCUUCCUCCAUAUUUUCCUCUUCGUGUGGCUCUUUAGCAUUUUCUUGCUUAUCUUCAGAGGGUUCUUUAGGCUCUUCUUCAUUUAUUGAUUCAUGUUCGCCUUUAUUUUCACUAUUUUCCUCUUUAUGUGUCGAAGACUCUUCAGAAUCAGGAGUUGUUAUUU
Messenger RNA from Meloidogyne enterolobii, 1177 nucleotides. The record is from the annotation of a GenBank genome assembly. NCBI's taxonomy places the organism in Eukaryota, Metazoa, Nematoda, Chromadorea, Rhabditida, Meloidogynidae.